Molecule: messenger RNA, 1251 nt
Organism: Cygnus atratus (black swan)
Lineage: Eukaryota; Metazoa; Chordata; Aves; Anseriformes; Anatidae
Gene: C2CD4C
Product: C2 calcium dependent domain containing 4C
Exons: 1
Coding region: 1-1251 (416 amino acids)
Source: RefSeq, a predicted model, not a curated record
AUGUGGCUCCUGGAGCGGCUGCGCGGCGUGGCGGAGAACGGCGGCUCCCGGGGCGCGGGGCCCGAGGAGUCCCCGCGGGGUUCCCGCUACAGCAACGUCCUCACCCCCGACAAGAUCCCCGACUUCUUCAUCCCGCCCAAGCUGAGCGCGGCGCCUGCUGAGGCCGAGGGCUCCGAGCCCCCUGCGCCGCCAGCCCUGGGUCCCUCCGCCUCAGAGCAGGACCUGGCGGGGCGCAAGCCCCCGCGCAGCCCCCGGCCGCCCAGCCGGCCCCGGCCGAAGGCGACCGGCCGGCACAUCAUCCAGAUCGAGAGCGCCGAGGACUGGACGGCUGAGGGGGGCUUCGGCACCAACGCGGACCCGCAGGCGCAGACGGCCAUGUCGCUGCCCUACGUGCCCAAGGCGCAGACCUCCUACGGCUUCGCCACGCUGGUGGAGAGCCCCCACACGCGGCGCAAAGAAUCGCUCUUCCACAGUGAGCACAGCAGCCUCUGCCCCUCGCCGGCCACCUCCCCCAGCGCCCAGCGCAGGGCCAAGCUCAAUGGUGAGAGCGGGUCCCGGGCACCCGCCGACCUGGGGGCAGCCCUCAUGCACCCCGGCCGCUACUUCAGCGGCGGCGAGAGCGACACGUGCUCCUCGGCCGAGUCCUCGCCCUUUGGCUCCCCACUGCUCUCUCGCUCCGUCUCCCUGCUGAAGAUCUUCAGCCAGGAGAGCCAGUCCAAGGUCAUCAAGCUGAAGCACUCGGUGGCCCGCAACAGCUCGCUGUCCACCGACGACAGCUCGGCCGACACCAGCCCCAGCGCCCAGCGCCGUGCCAGGAGCGCCCCGGCAGGGGGGCAGCUGCCGGCAGCCCCAGACCUGCCGCAGGGCCGACACCGCGAGCACAGCCUGCGCCUCAGCCGGGGCGGCAGCCUGCGCCUGGCCGCCGACUACGACCCUUCCAACGCCCGGCUCCGCGUGCGGCUCGUCUCCGCCGAGGACCUCUACGAUGCCCUGGUCGACGUGCGCAGCAUCAACUGCUGCGUCUCGCUGUGCCUCAACCCCGGGAAGCUGCAGAAGCAGCGCAGCACCAUCGUCAAGAACAGCCGCAACCCCAGCUUCAACGAGGACUUCUUCUUCGACGGGCUGGGCCCUGGCCAUGUCAGGAAGCUGUCUCUGAAGCUGAAGGUGGUCAACAAGGGCAGCAGCCUGAAGCGGGACACGCUGCUGGGGGAGAAGGAGCUCCCGCUCACCACCCUCCUGGCCGGCCUGUAG